Molecule: messenger RNA, 690 nt
Organism: Chaetomium globosum CBS 148.51
Lineage: Eukaryota; Fungi; Ascomycota; Sordariomycetes; Sordariales; Chaetomiaceae
Exons: 4
Coding region: 1-690 (229 amino acids)
Biological process (GO): translational elongation
Cellular component (GO): cytosol; eukaryotic translation elongation factor 1 complex
Molecular function (GO): guanyl-nucleotide exchange factor activity; translation elongation factor activity
Source: RefSeq, a predicted model, not a curated record
AUGGGCUUCACUGACCUCCUCACCGACGCCGGCCUUGCCGUGCUCGACAACUGGCUCCUUACCCGCUCCUACGUUAUCGGCUACUCGGCCUCGCAGGCUGAUGCCGUCACCUUCAAGGCCCUGAGUGCCGCGCCCGACGCCGCCAAGUACCCCAACGCGGCGCGCUGGUACAAGCACAUCGCCUCGUACGAGGACGAGUUCCCGACCCUUCCCGGCGACGCCAGCAAGCCCUACACCGUCUACGGCCCCGAGGUCGCCGCCGUCACCCUCAACCCCGCCAAGGCCCCCGCCGCCGAGGAGGAGGAGGACGAUGACGUCGAUCUCUUCGGCAGCGACGAGGAGGAGGACGCCGAGGCCGUCCGCGUCCGUGAGGAGCGCCUGGCCGAGUACCGCAAGAAGAAGGAGGGCAAGGUCAAGCCCGCCGCCAAGUCGAUCGUCACCAUGGACGUCAAGCCCUGGGAUGACGAGACCGACAUGGUUGGCCUCGAGGCUGCCGUCCGUAGCAUUGAGAAGGAUGGUCUGGUUUGGGGUGCCUCGCAGCUGAUUGCCGUUGGUUUCGGUAUCAAGAAGCUGCAGAUCAACCUGGUCGUCGAGGACGAGAAGGUCUCGACCGACGAGCUCGCUGAGGAGAUCACCGAGUUCGAGGACUACGUCCAGUCCGUGGAUGUCGUCGCCAUGCAGAAGCUCUAA